Aureobasidium melanogenum CBS 110374 is the source of this 660-nucleotide messenger RNA. RefSeq names its product PEBP-like protein. The coding region runs from base 1 to 660 and encodes 219 amino acids. Gene Ontology annotation, biological process: regulation of proteolysis; regulation of Ras protein signal transduction. NCBI's taxonomy places the organism in Eukaryota, Fungi, Ascomycota, Dothideomycetes, Dothideales, Saccotheciaceae. The transcript has 3 exons. The record is from RefSeq and is a predicted model, not a curated record. Gene Ontology annotation, molecular function: phospholipid binding; peptidase inhibitor activity.
AUGUUAUUCAACAUGCUGGUCCGCUAUUUCAUGCUCUCGGUGCUGGCAGAGCGUGUAGUCAGCUUCGUACUUCCAUCCCAAGAAAUCCUCACUUCUUCUCCAGCAGAGAAAGACCCCAAUGCAAUUCUCUCGGCCCUUCGCGAUGCAGAAGUCAUCCCCGAUGUUCUAGACACAUUCUCACCUCUGCUCUCCCUGACCGCAAACUGGUCUUCUUCCGCAGAAACAUCCCUCGGCAACACACUUCCACCAUCUCAACUAUCCCAUCGUCCUGACAUCUAUGCCUCGCUGAUUCCUUCUGCGUACCUACCCCAUGGCAUAGAAUACGUACUUGCCCUCACAGACCCUGAUGGCCCUUCCCGCGACAACCCUAAAUGGAGUCAAGUAUGCCAUUGGCUGGGUUCCUCCAGAGAUGGCGAUGUCAAGGAGUUGGUGGAGUAUAAAGCUCCUGCGCCUCCAGAGAAAACUGGAAAACAUAGAUAUGUUGCUGUGGUUUUGGUACCCAGGAAUGGUACUACUGAGCCACUGGAUUUGGUGGUUCCGGAAGAGAGGAAGAGGUGGGGGUAUGAUGGGGAGAGAGCUGGUGUUAGGGAGUUUGCGGGUGUGAAUGGGUUGAAGGUUAUUGCUGCAAACUUCAUCUAUUCGCAGAACGACAAGCAGUAG